Molecule: messenger RNA, 2725 nt
Organism: Exserohilum turcica Et28A
Lineage: Eukaryota; Fungi; Ascomycota; Dothideomycetes; Pleosporales; Pleosporaceae
Exons: 4
Coding region: 152-2623 (823 amino acids)
Cellular component (GO): endosome
Molecular function (GO): protein binding
Source: RefSeq, a predicted model, not a curated record
AUUGGCUGCUUAGCGCGGGGCAGCGCUGCUCACACUCGCAGCCCGCAUGUCGGCCCUUUGGCGCGCGCGGGCGGUGACGUCUUUGGCGGGAAUGCGAAGCUCUGCCAGUCUCCCCUAACGCCAACAAAACAUUUCUUUUGUUUCUCGCGCCAUGGCAUCCAACAUCCUCUUCCUGCCCUUCCGGCGCUCGCACUCGGUGAACCUGACCGACGCCAUCAAGCAGUACAUCUCGUCCAAGUAUGACCAGCACCCCGACAUGUUCUCCAAGGACCUCGAGACGAUUGAGAGGCUCCGCUCCGUCGCCAUCCACGCCCAGGAAGCCCACCCCAGCAACAUCCCCAAGCUGCAGCAGUACGCCGCCCAGCUGAUCUGGCUGAGCGGCAAGUUCCCCAUCGACAUUGGCGUCGAGUUCCCCUGGUAUCCCGCCCUGGGCUACAACACGAGCCGCCCGGCAUCGCGCAACAACGUCCGCUUCGAGCUCGCCAACAUCGUCUUCAACCUCGCCGCCAUGUACUCGCAGCUGGCCAUGUCGUCCAACCGAAGCACCCCCGACGGGCUCAAGGCCGCCGCCAACAACUUUUGCCUGGCCGCCGGCGUCCUGUCCCACCUGCGAAACCACCUCCUGCCUGAGCUGCGCACAGAGCCGCCCGAAGACAUGGACCUCAUGACGCUCGAGUCCCUGGAGAAGCUCUUGCUGGCCCAGGCCCAGGAGUGCUUCUGGCAAAAGGCUGUCAAGGAUGGGCUCAAGGAUGCGACGAUUGCGAAACUCGCCGCCCGCGUAUCCGACCUCUACAACGAAGCGAGCGACGCAGGCAUACAGUCGGACGCAAUCAGCAGCGAGUGGAUACACCAUAUGACGGCAAAGCACCAUCACUUUGCCGCUGCCGCCCAGUACCGUGCUGCCUGCGACUCGCUGGAGAAGCGCAAGUAUGGCGAAGAGGUUGCAAGGCUGCGUGACAGUCUGACGUGCGUCAACGAGGCGCUCAAGGAACAGCGCUACAUCAACAAGGCCGUGCUCGCGGACCUCAACGGCCUCAAGAACCGCAUUACAGAAGAUCUCAAGCGUGCGGAAAAGGACAACGAUAUGAUCUACCUGCUGCCAGUCCCGCCCAAGGCCGAGCUCAAGAUACUCGACAGGGCAAACAUGGUGGUGGCAAGAGUCCCAAAGGAGCUUGCCGAGUCCAACUCAAUGCUGGGAGACCACGGCGAGCUCGGUCCGGCUCUCUUUUCCAAGCUGGUGCCCUACUCGGUGCAUCUGGCAGCGAGCAUCUAUGUCGAUCGCCGAGACAGAAUGGUCAAUGGGCAGAUUGUCGAGCAGCUGGAGGCGCUGACGGACAAGGUGCACGAGGUGCUCCGCAGCUUGAACCUGCCGGGCUCGCUACAGGCUUUGGAGAAGCCAUUGGGCCUCCCGCCGGGUCUUGUUGCUCACGCCGACGAGAUACGCCAACAAGACGGCAUCAACCGCCUGUUGCGUUCGAUGGAAGACACCAAGAAGCUCAUGUACACGGACCAAGCCAUUUACCAGGAAGGCGUCGACAUUUUGCGUUCGGAAGCAGCAGAGGACGAAAACGCCCGGCGCAAGUUUGGCACCCAGCAAUGGACCCGGCCACCCGCAGAGCAAGCCGCGCCAAAACUCUAUGCUCAGAUUGGCGAGAUUGACGGCUACUUCAGGGCUGCAACAAACAGUGACAACAUUGUCAAGACGAAGCUAAGGGAAAACGAGUACUUUAUCAAACUGCUCAGCGGGCCCGAUGACGAACUGGAGAAUUACGUCCCCAGUGGGCGGAGACCUGCAAUUACCGGCGAAGUAGAACGCGAGGCUGGCAAGCUGCGCGGUAGCUUCAACGAGGUCAGCCGACUGGAGAGCCGGCGGCGGCGGAAGAUUGAGGCUUUGAGGACAAAGGCGAAGCAAGAUGACAUAAACCCGGAGCUGCUGCGCGAAGCCGCUCGCUUAGAGCGGGAGUAUCCCAUGCAGACAAUCGAGGCUGUACAGUUUGAAAGCUUGUUCGAUAGGCGACUACAGAUGUACGAUGCUGACCUCGACAUGGUGCAAGAAGAGGAGAGGGAGCAAGCCGAGGCCAUCAAGCGGCUACAGGACGCAAACGCCGCCUUUUUGAUGGCUCGUCGCGGAGACCAGUCCAACAAGAAGCGUGAGCAGGCGUUGCAAAGCUUGGAGAAUGCCUACUUCAAGUACAAGGAAAUCAUCUCCAAUCUCGAUGUUGGGCGCAAGUUUUACAAUGAUCUUGCCAAGAUUGUGAAUCGGUUUAGGGACGAAGCUCGUACUUUUGCCUACAAUCGCAAGUCCGAGGCAUCGCAUUUGGAAAGCGACCUCACUACGCGAAUGAGCUCACUCGGUCUUCAGCAAGCCGCGUCCAAUUCACUCCAGAAGCAGAAACAGGCCGACGCGCAGGAUCCACACUAUGGUGCAAGUGCACAUGCCGAAGAGCCCUUGGCUGCUCCAACACCCACCCGAGCAAGCAUAGUACCGACUUCGGGUAUGUGGACUCCAGAGGUUGGAAUACGCUUUGGCGAUACCCCCGCAGCCUCUGGCAACUCCCGAUCCUCUGGCGGACCUCCACAAGACGGGAGAUGGGAUCCUGCACAAGGGGUGAAAUUUGGUUAGAUACACUUGGAGUAGCGCCAGCGCCAGUUUUAUUUCUGUUGAAAGCAUCGAAGCAUCAAAGCAUCGUUUUACAUAGGAUACCCAUGGCACUCACGAAUGAAA